CUCACAGCCCCGACAAACAUAAGUCUGUCGGUUUGUGCUGGUAGGCUACGGAAGACAACUGAACAAUACCAGUGCCGAGUGAUUACAUUAACCUGCAGCAGUAACAAACUGAACAGUUUUUCUUUUAAGAUAUUUGGUAGUCCGUCGGUACCUGCUACAUUUGCUCUCUCCUGGUGUUGAAAGACUUUAACUGGCGGUGCUCAAAUUUUCGGCAGAAUUAAAUAACGGAUAAGUAAAGCGAAAUAACGGACACGGUUUUGGUGAAAUGUGUGGUUAUUCAUACUGUCUUUUGAGGAGGGUGUCCAACACAGAGCUGUAGUUUCUCUUCAAGAGGCAAGGAAUGCAAUCUGAGCAUCAAUGUUUCACUGGGGCAAGUGGAAGAAGAGGAUGGGAGCCAAUAGUUCUUCAAAGAGACCAGUUUUCGAUGAAAAGGAAGAUGUGAACUUUGACCACUUCCAGAUAUUGCGGGCCAUUGGGAAAGGGAGCUUUGGAAAGGUAUGCAUUGUGCAAAAGAGGGACACGGAGAAGAUGUACGCCAUGAAGUACAUGAACAAACAGCAGUGCAUAGAGAGAGAUGAGGUCCGAAACGUCUUUAGAGAGCUUGAGAUCCUACAGGAAAUUGAACAUGUUUUUUUAGUAAAUCUCUGGUACUCAUUCCAGGAUGAGGAGGACAUGUUCAUGGUGGUGGACCUCCUGCUGGGAGGAGACCUCCGCUACCACCUGCAGCAGAGUGUCCAGUUCAGCGAGGACGCUGUCAAACUCUACCUUUGUGAGAUGACACUGGCGCUGGACUACCUUCAGAGCCAGCACAUCAUCCAUAGAGAUGUGAAGCCAGACAAUAUCCUGUUGGAUGAGCAAGGUCACGCUCACUUGACAGACUUCAACAUCGCCACAAUUAUAAAGGAUGGAGAGAGAGCCACAGCCUUAGCUGGGACAAAGCCCUACAUGGCCCCAGAGAUCUUCCAGUCCUUUGUAAGUGGAGGAACGGGCUACGCCUUUGAAGUAGACUGGUGGUCACUAGGGGUGACAAUCUUCGAAGUGCUGCGUGGAUGGAGGCCCUAUGAUAUCCACGCCAAUAACUCGGUGGAGUCCCUGAUUCAGCUCUUCAGCACAGUCAGUGUGCAGUACAGCCCAGCUUGGCCCAAGGAUCUGGUUUCCCUCAUGAGGAAGUUACUGACAGUGAACCCAGAGCAUCGUUUCUCCAGCGUGUCUGACAUGCAGACAUCUCCCUACCUCGCUGAUGUCAACUGGGAUGCUGUAUACGAGAAGAAGAUGGAGGCUGGAUUUGUUCCUAAUAAAGGUCGCCUCCACUGCGACCCCACCUUUGAGCUGGAGGAGAUGAUCCUGGAGUCGCGUCCACUUCACAAGAAGAAGAAGAGGCUGGCCAAGAACCGGUCUCGAGACAACAGCAAGGAUUCGCAGUCGGAGAAUGACUACCUACAGGAGUGCCUUGAAGUGGUGCAGCAAGAGUUCAUGAUCUUCAACCGUGAGAGGUUGAAAAAGCGUCAGGAGGAGGGUCAGUCAGAGGCUGGGGGUGACGAUGCCAGUGGAGAUGGGGACAGAGAGGCUGAAGCCGUGGCCACUGACGAUGACGCACCUGAGCCAGACCCCGACCCUGGUCCUGAGCCGGAGCCCGAGUCCUCUUCCAAGCUGAGCAUGUGCGGCUCGGUCUGCUCCUCCCCUGGCAGCUGCUAGCACCACAUCGCCUCACAGUGACGAUCGCAGGUCUCUCUGGCUGCUGCAGUGUUUGUGCCAUGCCGAUAGAUACGUUCUCACCUCUCUCCUGUAUUGUAGCUAGGAGCGGAGGAAAACACACAGCAGGGCGAUUUGAAGCGCAGCAGGACCUAAAAUGGCUCCCACCAUUUCCCUUAUCUCUUUGUUUUGUUUUGUUUGUUUUUUUUGUAGCAUCCUUCCGGUAAGGCAUGAAUGAAGCAGAUUUCCAGAGAGUCCCCACCUACUGUAUGUGUCCACCCUAGAGUAAGCUCUAACUUCUAUGCAAUGUUACAGUAUAGCAUGACAAAUAAAGUAUCACUUAAUAGGAGGUGUUGUUCAGGAGCGGAAACCUCCACGAGCAUGAUGACAUCCCGAGCAAUGGCAGUCCACCGUUUUUUGUGGGGUUGGUGGUUUUGGCGGCGGCGCCUCCCCUCUCAGCCUUCCUGUUCAAAAUCUGAUGGGGACAACUGAAUUAUUCAGCACACGCAGGCACUCAGUUUAUGUUAUUGCUUGUGUCUUCAGUUCACUCUUCCCCUCAGCCUGUCUCAUCUAACGUGUGCCCUAAUUCGGAAAAAUAGUUCUUCAUUCUCUCCUGGAGCGCCUUCCUCCUGUUGCAACACCUCUCUGAGGCACUUUUACAGUAAGCAUUCAUGGCUGUUUUCAGUCAGGCCAAGGCGGUGUGGCUGGAUUCAUGUUGUAAACCUGUUUAAAGUGGUGCCUGAUAAUCAGUAUUUGUUAAUCACAUUGUAGCCAUGGAUGCAUUAUAGGUCAGAAUGCUAGUUUCUUCUUUGUCCAAGCUUUUUUUUAGGAUGACAAGGUACGGUGAUUUAUGGGAAAUCAGUGCAACAAUCAUAAUGAAAGGUUUUGCUUGUCACUGUGUCUGUAAUGGUUACCAAGAUGUAGUAUUUUAGCCCUGUGUUGUGCUCUGAUUCAGAGAGCAUCCAGAAACUCUGCUCUGGAGAAUAAAUACCAAUCAGCAACAAUCACAUCCUUUAAUAAUCUAUUAGAGAGCUGUUUGCUUCACUGGACUCCAUCGUCUCUUUAAGUGCUUGGUUAGUAUAAAGAUCAUCUCCCCGUAGAGUUUGUUUGGGGGCUGUACUUAAACGUGUAGCUGUGCCCUGUUGGAACUUCAAACUGUAUAGACGAACUAGUCGAUAACUGUCAUCGUGAUAGUGGUACAUUUAAGGUGGCACCGUCAAUCUCAGUCUGAACGACUGGGAACAUGUAGCAAAAGUCCACCUUAAAACCCUAAGGCCUAAUAAAAUGAAAAACCAUGUAAAUAGCAUACAGUGUAGGGUAAUUAAACUCGCCACAGUUUUAUGUGGGACUGCGAACUCGACAUAUAAACUAAAGGAAGAGCCGUGUGAAGCUGCGUGCUGCUUCAUUCUUCUCUUCUUUCCAAGUGUGCAGGCACAACUUGUAGGCAAAAUAUGCCAAAGCUUUUCUACCAUUUGCAUAACCAUUUCUAAGGAACUUUGAGUGUGUGAAUGUAUGUCUCUUUUCCCAGUAUAACAUAAAGUCAAUGUUCCUUCUGCAAGUGAAAAAAUACUUUCAUUUAUACAAUAAUAUUGUGAUGAUGUAUAAAGUAUAUAUUUCAGGUAAGGGGGUAGACCUCAGAGUAAGUUUUGGGAAGUACGCCUGUUCACUGUCAAGAAUAAAAUGAGAAGAUUGACACCACCACUCAGAGAACUGAGCUGCAGCUAAGAGGCAGUUAGCCUAGCUUAGCAUAAAGACUGAAGGCAGGAGUGAAAAAUCCACUUACUAGGGCACCUAAAGCUCACUAAUUAACAUGUUGUGUGUAGUGUGUUUAAUCUAUACACAGUAAUGUUAAAUUUCAGGGGAAUUCACAAGCUCUGUUUGCCAAACAACAGCCAGGAGCAGUACGUUUCUGUUGCAUAGAAGUCCUGGAUGGAUGGGAGAAGUGUUGUCCAUCAAGUCAUAGUUAUAUGGGGUAAUUUGCUCUAAACCCACAAAUUAUAGAUAAAAAAAAAAAAAAGAGAGAUACAGUGUGUUCAGUUAGGAGCUGAAGUGGUGUGGUAGGUGGAGACUGAACUUUGCAGAGAGCCAGGCUCGCUGUUAUAGGGAGACUCUCAGGGGACUGCGAGGCGUAAGGCACGUGAAAGACGGAGGCAGCCUAAGGCAUCGGUGGGCUUCAUUUACAUAGUGCUCUUGCUCGCUGGGCUGCAUUUACUCUGAAACCUUCUACUGUUUUGAAAGCCACAGUUGUUAAUGCUCUCAGCAGCCUUCAUAAAUUACUUUGUCAUUUCUGGAUUGAGAGUAAUCUUAAAUAAGAGGGGUGCCCAUUCACGUACUGGCCAAAGAGCUGAUAACUACGGUGGCCCUGAGAGCUUAACGCACUGCAACCUAAGAAAACACAUGCAAAAAGACAAAACACAAACAAUUUUAUAAAACAUCUUCAUCAAUGUAACAACACGUGUGCUGUAAAUACACACAGCACAAGCAAAUACAGAAACACGCUGCAAGUGGCACAGACUAUAACGGAGGUGUUCACAGGGGACACAAAAAACAUGAAGAACCUGUCUGGUACACACUUGUUCAAUGCUUUGUGACUUUUGAGGUUAAAAUGUUUCUGAAUUUACAUGUGUUUUGUCUAUUUGCAUUCAUUUUCUUAAGCUUCAGGGCGUUGAGCAGAACAUUGUUGUUUAAAUAAGAUGACAACAAACUGAAUGACUUUAAUAAUCAUUUCACAGUAGAGUGUAACCAGAGAAUUAGACGAGCUCUGAUGUAACCAUUUUACAUUUUUUAAUGAAGACUCAUGCCAUUAUCAAAUAUACAGCAAAUGGUGAUUUAUAUUGUACACUGUAGCACUGUAACAACGUAAUAAUACUGUAUCAUUGGUAGUUUGAUGGAGGCCUCAGGUCAGUCGACAGCAUCAGUGGUAUCAACCUUCUCAUCUAUCACCCUCAGAAACAAAGCAGACAAGUGUACUUCCCAAAAUGUAGAGCUAUUUCUUUAAACACUAUACAUUAUGAUUAGAUUAAGAAGCUUCUUUAAAGGGAUAUAAAGUGGCAUCUUCCAAGUUCGCCAAAAUAUAUGAUGAAUUUAAUAGUAUCAAGCCCUGCGCUUUUUUUGCAUGUACCUUUACAGUAUAAGCCUGUUUUUGCCAAAGCCUUGAGCUUGAGCCUUACCGGCUGAUUUGUGCAUGCACAAGCUUUUGGUAAUAGCAUACCUCGAUACUCACCUGAUUACUGACACAGUCCAAAUCAAAGUAUAACUGACAUGUGUGGCUGUUUCUGAGCAGUGAGUUUUGUGAACUUUAAACUGUACAAAAUCCUAUAAUCUGCAGUGUUAUAUGGGCGGCAUGAUAUUUUUAGAUGAUAUGCAGUAUCUUCUGGCAUCUUGUAGGUUGUCUUAAUGCUCUGUUCAAGUAUACGGGCUCGUACCCUUGCUGUAUGAGUGGAAUGAGGUCAGCAGCUGUGUGCGUGAUGCUCUGUUGUGGGUUAAGUGUUGCGUUUUUGUCUGUGCAGCAAAAGGAAGAAGAAAUUGGAAGUGGGACAGGUUUUCAGUUCACCCCAUAACAGAAUUUGCUGCAUUAUUAAAACACUGAAUGUCUCCAUUUGUGGAAAAGAAAGCUCAGUUAUUUCUAAGACUCAUUAAAUGAGACUACACUCCAUCAGAAUCAACAUAGGCUUAAAGUGGAUGUGUAAUUAUAUGUUAAUCAUUUGUAAAUGGAUAAAAACUGAUUUAAUUUAAGUGUAGCUUUUCUCUAAGUUACAAUACUAAUCUACAGUUUUGGCAUUUGUUGAUAUCAGUGAUCAAUCCUAAUUGGACCGUGCUUGCAAACCCUCCCGACAUGUUUCUUUGUGUGUUAAUGUUCUGGAUGCUGUUAGGUGUUUCAAAUAAAAAAAGGCAUUGUGCUAGUGUUUGACCAGCAGCAGCAUGUCUCCUGCUCAAGCGUUUCCCGAUUGAUGGAUGCUCUCGAGGCGUACCAUACUGUAGAUGUCUUACCUCUGUGGAUACAGUUUGAAACUCAGUGCCCUGUUGAGAAAUACAAAACAAGAAGAAGAUGUGAUUUACGCCACUCUUUUCCUCCUUGUGAACCUAUUUUGCAUAAUGUUCUUGUGCUGCAGGAUUUUUACAGGGAGUCGGUGAAAGCCUUGUUACUGUACCAACUGAAACUGCUCUGUGUUUAAAACAUGCUGCUUUAACUGCUUUGAUAAAGAAAUAAAACUCCUUCCAGUAAUUUUA
Molecule: messenger RNA, 5922 nt
Organism: Seriola aureovittata
Lineage: Eukaryota; Metazoa; Chordata; Actinopteri; Carangiformes; Carangidae
Product: serine/threonine-protein kinase 32C-like
Exons: 12
Coding region: 358-1695 (445 amino acids)
Biological process (GO): protein phosphorylation; G protein-coupled receptor signaling pathway; regulation of signal transduction
Molecular function (GO): G protein-coupled receptor binding; G protein-coupled receptor kinase activity; ATP binding
Source: RefSeq, a predicted model, not a curated record